Molecule: messenger RNA, 636 nt
Organism: Anisakis simplex (herring worm)
Lineage: Eukaryota; Metazoa; Nematoda; Chromadorea; Rhabditida; Anisakidae
Source: the annotation of a GenBank genome assembly
GAUCGUAUCAAAGUAUCGUUGGUUCGUUUUGCUGCUGUGGGCACACUUCAGUUUGGAUUCGGGGAGCAGAAAACCCGAGGUGAUGUGCUGUAUGAACUCGAUCGAGUUGAGAAUACGGGUGGAUCGACAUCGCUUGUGAAGGCAGCCAAUGAAGCAAUCAAAGAGAUCAACAAAAAUCAUCGUGCGAAUGCACGUUUAGUGGUUGUGUUCGUAACCGACGGUAAUAGUCAAGAUCCAUGGCGUAGCGUUCAGAAGAAGUUUCUAAGCAGUCGUAGCAAACAACCACUGUUGUCAAUUGCANAUGUGUAUAUUGACGACCGUGCGAACAAAUUCAUUCAGGAAGUCGGAACGUCUGUGGUGACAUGCGUUGGUGAUAAAGCAAAUAAGGCGAUACCUUCAGCGAAUCAACAACUCGAAGCUCCUCCACCUUCCUCUUCACCAUCAAAGUCGAAACAAUCGAAUGAUAAAUCCAGUGAAAAGUCGGCGGAAAAGCCAAGUGCUGCAGUCGAAGGUGGAACGAAAAUGGAUUCGAAAGAGUCUGUGAUUCAGACUUUCGAUCGAGGCAAUUUCGCAAGAGAUGAAAUGCCAGUGCAAAAGCCAAGCGAUUCGUUAAGGCCAGAUGCCAAGAAGUAUUGA